Messenger RNA from Phoenix dactylifera (date palm), 2559 nucleotides. Its product is annotated as U-box domain-containing protein 13. The record is from RefSeq and is a predicted model, not a curated record. Gene Ontology annotation, molecular function: ubiquitin-protein transferase activity; protein binding. Lineage: Eukaryota; Viridiplantae; Streptophyta; Magnoliopsida; Arecales; Arecaceae. Gene Ontology annotation, biological process: cell surface receptor signaling pathway; protein ubiquitination.
UCUUCCUCUUCCCCUCCCUUUUCGGCAUGCAAACCCUCUCGUAGCCAUAAUCUUUCCGGUGCCUUCCCGAACUCGGGGGCAAUCCCCUCUAUCUCUACGUCGAUUUCGAUCGGUCUAUAGAUUUUGGUCGGUGGAGCAGAGCCCGAUCUGAUCCGGCGGCGGUCUGCUGUUAGCGAGAGCGAUGGAGGACGAAGAUAAUGGGGCGGCAGUGGCGGAGGCAGCGGGGGCCGAGACGGUGGCAGUGGUGGAGAAGCUGGUGGAGGCGGUGGAAGAGAUCCCGGCUGUCUCCGACUACCGAAACGCGUACGAGAAGCAGUUCUGUAACCUGGCGCGGCGGAUCAAGCUGCCGCCGCCCAUGCUGGAGGAGCUCAAGGAGAGAAAGGACCCCGUCCCCGAUCGGGCGGCACGGUCGCUGUCCCCGCUCAAGCGCGCUCUCGACUCGGCCAAGGAGCUCCUCCGGCUGGGGAGCGAAGGGAGCAAGAUCUUCCUGGUUCUGGAGAGGGAUUGAAUAAUGAAAAAGUUCCUGGAAGUUACUGCUCAACUGGAACAAGUGUUGCGUGAGAUUUCCUUGGAUGAGUUUGACAUAUCAAAUGAAGUUAGAGAACAGGUUGAACUUGUCCAUACUCAGUUCAAAAGGGCCAAAGAACAGUUUGAGACACCUGAUGAUGAGCUUUACAAUGAUGUUUUAUCUGUUUACAGUAUGAGCAGUGAUGCUAAUGUGAAACCAGCUGUCCUAAGGAGAUUAGCAGAAAGGUUACAGCUAAUGACCAUAUCUGAUCUCAAAGAAGAAUCACUUGCAUUGCAUGAAAUUGUUGUUGCCAAUGGUGGAGAUCCCCAAGUGAUCAUCGAAAAGUUGUCAAUGCUAUUGAAGAUUAUUAAAGAUUUCGUGCAGACUCAGAAUGCAGAAAUAGGAAUAGCAGCAGAUCUCAAGGUUCUUCCCUCCAAUGAGAAGUCCAAAAUUCCUGUCACUCCAGAUGAUUUUCGCUGCCCCAUAUCAUUGGAGCUGAUGAAAGAUCCAGUAACUGUGGCCGCCGGGCAGACUUAUGACCAGCGAUGCAUUGAGAAAUGGCUGGAGGCUGGCCAUGAUACAUGCCCGAAGAAGCAGCAGAAGCUCCCCAACACAUCCUUAACCCCAAACUAUGUCCUCUGCAGCUUCAUAGCUCAGUGGUGCGAGGUCAAUGGCAUGGAUCCACCUAAGCGCUCCGCUCAGCCUGCUUUGGGUGAAUGUGCCAAAAUUAUUGAACUUCUCUGUAAAUUAUCUUCCCAAAACAUUGAAGACCAAAGAUUAGCUGCCGGCGAGCUUCGCCUCCUUGCCAAGCAUGCUGACAACUGCAUCUGUAUAGCUGAGGCCAGGGCUAUAUCUCUUCUUGUGAGUUUACCAUCUACAUUUGAUGCAUGGACCCAGGAGCAUGCAGUUACUGCUCCUAACCUCUCCAUCUGCGAGGAGAACAAGGGGAAAAUAAUCUCCUCAGGGACUGUGCCCGAAAUAGUUCACGUGUUAAAGAGGGGCAGCAUGGAAGCAUGGGAGAAUGCUGCAGCCACCCUCUUCACUUCAGUUGUUGAUGAGAAUGAGGUAAUAAUUGUGGCUUCUGGGGCAAUCCCACCCCUUGUUAUGCUGUUAAGUGAUGGCAGCCAACGAGGGAAGAAGGAUGCAGCAACAGCACUCUUCAACUUGGUCAUAUACCAAGAUAACAAGGGAAAGUCAGUGAGCGCUCGCGUGGUUCCAACACCCAUGGGACUAUUGACAGAGCCAGGAGGAAUGGUGAAUGAGGCACUUGCUAUGUUGGCCAUCCUGUCAAGCCAUCUUGAGGGGAAUUUGGCAAUUGGGGCUGAUGAGGCAGUGCCCGUGCUGGUGGAGGUUAUAAGAAGUGGGUCACCUAGGAACAAAGAGAAUGCCGCAGCUGUUCUGGUGCACCAUUGUAAUGGGGAGCAGCAGCAGCAGCAUUUGGCUGAGGCAUGGGACUGCAGGGUGAUGGGUCCAUUGGAGGAACUGGCACAGAGUGGCACAGACGGGGGUAAAAGAAAAGCAGCACAGUUGCUUCAGUGCAUGAACAGGUUCCUGGAACAGCAAAAGCAAGCUCAUGCUCAGGCUCAGUCCCAGGCACGGGGACAGGCACAGACUCGAGCGGAGCAGUCAAGGUCUCCAUCUUUGGCGGCCUUUCUUGAUAGAUAAGGUAUUUUAUUGCUGGCUUGUUUGUUGUGGUGAAAAGGGUGGUUGUUUUGAUUUGGACGCUGGGAGGUGGAAGAUCACCUGCCAGUCUGAUUUGUUAAGUUAUGCUUUCUUGUAAUGUUUGAGCUGGGGAGGGUAACUUUAUAGAGCCUUCAAGAGUAAGGAAAUGGAAGGAUAACGAGUCUUGAAGAGUCAGCCAUGGAAUGUACUAUGUCCAUGUUGUAAGGUAGCAUCCUUGUUUUUUAUGGAGAAAAUGCCUCCGAUUUUGCCAAAUUGGGAUCCGGAUCUAAGGUUUCACCAAAUGUCUAUUUAAGGAAUACUGAUGAAAGCUUUUAGAUAUGAGAGUUACUUUGAUUCUUUUAUAUAUGAGAGUUACUUUGAUUCUUUUA